AAGGACAAGAAAACGCCCAAAGAAGACUCCUGGUAGAGAACUAAGUGGGAAUGGAGUUACCGCUCUUCUCGAGAGCUUGAGAGCCCUUUCCCUCUCUCUAAAAGACGCAUAAAAGCUGGUCUUUGGAGUCCUCUGAUCACUGCUAGAAAGCUUCUGGCCAUUUUAGAUGGUUGCAAUUUUCUCCAGGACGUGAACCAUGUCCUGCUCCAUUGAAUUUGUUGCUGCUUCAAUCCUCUGUUGAGUCCCAUGCAUUGAUUUAAAGCUGAUACCAAGAUGUACCCCGGGAACCAUUGGGGUGGCACGUUCGAAAUCCAUGUCGACCCUGUCGCCGAUGACAAGCACAGAUGCAACAUGGAAUCGGACCGAGCAGCAGCGCUGUCUCGGCAGCAGCUGGACGAGACGCAGCAGAGCUGGCUGCUCGGGCGACAGGACAGAAACAAGAAGAAGGACAAGUAUGUCGACUUGGGCUGCGUCAUCUGCAAGCUCAAGGUGCUGGGAUGGAUCAUGUGGACUUGUUUGAUUGCAUUUGUUGUCAUUGGCAUACCAAUCAUCAUUGCGAAGUCGUUACCGAAGCACAAGGAGGAAGAGCCGCCACCAGACCGGUACACGAUGGCCCUCCAUAAGGCCCUCCUGUUCUUCAAUGCACAGAAAUCUGGUCGCUUGCCAAAGAACAAUGGCAUCCCAUGGCGUGGAAAUUCUGGCCUCAAAGAUGGUUUCGAUCAACCAGAUAUCAAAGGUGGGCUUGUUGGAGGAUACUAUGAUGCCGGGGACAAUAUAAAAUUUCACUUCCCCAUGGCCUACUCCAUGACACUCCUGAGUUGGUCAGUGAUAGAAUACAGUCAUAAAUACAAAGCAAUUGGAGAGUACAACCACAUCAGAGAACUUAUAAAAUGGGGGACUGAUUACUUGCUUAAAACCUUCAAUUCUUCUGCCUCAACCAUUGACAAAAUCUAUAGCCAGGUUGGUGAAGCAACAAAUUCUUCAACCACACCAGAUGACCACUACUGCUGGAUGAGGCCUGAAGACAUGGACUACCCCCGGAGAACACAAGUUGCCGGUUCUGCACCUGACUUGGGAGGUGAGAUUGCUGCUGCACUUGCUGCUGCCUCCAUUGUGUUCCGCGACGACGCCACCUACUCCGAGAAGCUCAUCGGAGGAGCAGCAACAGUUUACAAGUUUGCAAGGUCAAUGGGCCACCGGACGACCUACUCCCGGGGGAACCCAUACAUUGAGCCCUUCUACAACUCAACAGGCUACUGGGAUGAGUACAUGUGGAGUGCUGCAUGGAUGUACUACGCCACUGGCAAUGGUAGCUACAUGAGCUUUGCAACCGAUCCAAGGUUACCGAGGAAUGCCAAAGCCUUCAUGCGGAUCACAGACCUUGGGGUUCUCAGCUGGGACAACAAACUCCCAGCUGCCAUGUUACUUUUAACAAGGUUCAGGAUGUUCUUGAACCCGGGCUACCCUUAUGAGGAGUCUCUCAGAGGAUACCAUAAUGCCACAGGGCUCAACAUGUGCUCAGGUUUUAAGGAAUUCAAUGUGUUCAACUGGACCCGAGGUGGACUGGUCCAAUUGAACCAUGGGCGGCCUCAGCUACUACAGUAUACGGCUUCUACGUCGUUCCUCGCUUCCCUCUAUGCCGACUACAUGGAUGCUGCCAAUGUCCCUGGCUGGUAUUGCGGACCCUACUACUUCCCCACCAACUCUCUCCGGAGCUUUGCUGCCUCCCAGGUGAACUACAUCUUAGGAGACAACCCCAAGAAGAUGAGUUAUGUGGUGGGUUAUGGCAAGAACUACCCGAAGCACGUCCACCACCGUGGCGCCUCCAUCCCCGAUGACGGCGUCAAGUACUCAUGCACCAUCGGGUGGAAGUGGUUCCACGCCAAAUCGCCCAAUCCCAAUGUGAUCACCGGCGCCAUGGUCGGCGGCCCUGACCGUUUCGAUGGCUUCAAGGACGCGAGGCAGAGCUAUGGCUACACCGAGCCCACACUAGCCGGCAAUGCAGGCCUCGUCGCAGCCCUCGUGUCAGUAACAAGCAGCGGGGGUGCCGGCGUCGACAAGAACACCAUGUUCUCCGCUGUGCCACCACUCUUCCCGGCAGCACCACCCCCUCCACCACCCUGGAGGCCAUAAGAGCUCAUUGGUUUGAGUUGGUUCGAGGAGCUCCUUGGCUUUUAUACGU
Elaeis guineensis (African oil palm) is the source of this 2182-nucleotide messenger RNA. Lineage: Eukaryota; Viridiplantae; Streptophyta; Magnoliopsida; Arecales; Arecaceae. The record is from RefSeq and is a predicted model, not a curated record.